AUCGCUUUUGCCGUCAUCGCUGUCCUGUGCUUGGUCGGAAACCAGGCGUCGUCGUCGUCGUCUUCGUCGUCUCCACGUUCGUCCGCCUUCCGGCACAGAGAGGUGCUGUCAUCCGUCAUACCCAGCUUCCCAUCCUUCUCGGACGGGAUCAGCGACACGGCAGUCGUUGUGGCUGAUGUGAUUAAGGGUGACUCCGACUACGCCCUGUACAUCACACCAUCAGUGAUGCCGGCCCGUAAUGUGCUUGAUAACGUUGACUCGGCAAUCCGGGCCUUUUCACAACGUCUCGUCCAGGAACAAACGCAGUACCUCAGACUCAUUCACCGGACGGAAAACUCUCCAGCGUUGGGUCAGCCGUUGCGCAGCGCCUGGCCGUGGACAUACUCGCGACGACAGGCCCAGGCUAGAGAUACAGCCCUAGGGCAGGGACGACAGCUAGGCAGGCUUAUUGAAACAGCCCUCAGCUCACGUAACACGCUUGUGAAGACGCUUAGAAGCAAGCAGACGUUACAGGCCACGCUACAUGUCUCCCGUAACACAUGUAACUGGGCCAAGAUGCUAGAGAAUAAGCCUCAAAUCGUCGCCGGCUUCGUCGACAGGCUAACAACAAUUGAGCCAGCCAAGGCGGAUGGACCGCUGGCCAGUCAUGACGUCCAGGUCCGGGACCUUACAACUACCGAGGUUUCGCGAGCAAGGGUGCUAUGCUCCGGUUCCAACGUCAUGGCCAGCUCAUGGAAGCGGUUGGAGGAGCACGUAGUCCAGCGGGAUGUUGAGGACCUUAUGUCUGCGAGAGGUCAGGUGCAACAUUUGCUGGAGCAGGUUGCUAAUGACUCCAACGAUCUUGACCCGGAUGAGCUGAACGAGUGGGAGGCCCGCUUGGUGGAUAUCGCCGUCGCACUUUUGAAGAGCAUGCGCCAAGUCUACGGGAGGUACUCAGAAGUUUGAUUUGCAAGAAAGGCGUCCACUUUCAGAAGGAUGUUCAUGGAAAGACGGGGGACGUAUGAGCCGCGGCGGGGUUCAGAAACAAAACGAUGAUGCGUUUGUCACUCACUCAUGGUACGGAGUAUGUA
This is a messenger RNA of Colletotrichum navitas, 1070 nucleotides long. RefSeq lists its product as uncharacterized. The transcript has a single exon. Bases 226 to 945 code for a protein of 239 amino acids. The record is from RefSeq and is a predicted model, not a curated record. Lineage: Eukaryota; Fungi; Ascomycota; Sordariomycetes; Glomerellales; Glomerellaceae.